Molecule: messenger RNA, 2493 nt
Organism: Pseudomassariella vexata
Lineage: Eukaryota; Fungi; Ascomycota; Sordariomycetes; Amphisphaeriales; Pseudomassariaceae
Exons: 4
Coding region: 1-2493 (830 amino acids)
Biological process (GO): regulation of DNA-templated transcription
Cellular component (GO): RSF complex
Source: RefSeq, a predicted model, not a curated record
AUGCCGUCAGCAAGAAAGCGCGCCUUGCGCGACGUCGACCACGACGCCGGCGCUUCCAAUCCUGCCACGGAAACCCCAAAGGAGACAUCCUUGCUGCAAAACAUCAGAAAUAUGUGGCAAUUCGCCAACUUGUAUCAAUGGAUUUACAUAUUCGGCAAGGUUGUCAAGAUCGACGACAGUAUCGAUAUGGACGUUCUGGAAACCGAAUGCCUAAAGCCGAAUUCUCCCGUUCUCGUAGAAGUCGGCCUGGCCUUGCUGAAGUGGGUGUCAUCGCAUCGCGGACUGACUCCUGACCUGUUCGACGAGUAUACGAGGCGACAAUAUGUUGCGAAAAAGCCCGAUCACAACCCGUUUGGCACCGAUGAGGAGCCUGCCAGGUUUCACGACUUCGAUGUUUUCACAAAGAUCAAGGUUCUGCAGCAACUUACGCAAUGGGUCAUGUUGCAUUCCGAGCGCAUCCGAGAGAAGAUGGACGAGCAGAAACCUUCAGAUCAGACUGACUGGAGAAUAGAGCCGUACGGCUGGGACAGCGAUGAUCGCACAUACUUUCUUCUGGAUGACGAUCGGCUGUAUCGCAUGACCGAGGCCCCUCCUCCUAGUGCUGAGUGGAAACCCAAGAAGAACUCGAAGAAGGCAAAGGCCGCAGCAAGAGCAGCCAAGCGCCGCCGUGUUUCCAGAUCCUCUACUGCCAAUAUUGAAGAUGCCGAUGGUGGCUCUGAGUCUGAAGGCGAGAAACCUGCUGAGCCGGGAGAUGACGGCCUCGGCGGUGCGAAGUGGGAGUGUAUUGCUGUCACCUUGAAAGAAGUUCGAGCUUUUUUAAACAACAUUCGCAAGACUCGCGAUGACAAUGAGAAGAUCCUCAGAGACCGUAUUGAAGAAGGUCUUGUGCCUAUUCUCGAGAAGUACGAAGAAUCCCGGAAGAGAAAGGCGCUGCAACGAGAAAAAGAACUGCUCAACCUGGAGAAAUUGGCUCAUGCAAAGAGAUCUAGCCGUCUUGCCAACAAACAAGAACAACAGAAGUAUGAAGAGCAAGCUCGGCAGGAAGAACAGCGUCGGUUUGCUGAAGAGGCAGCUGCGAGGAAGGCGGAACAAAAGCGCCUCAAAAUGGAAAACGAGCGCGAUAACAGGCUUAUGUCGAGAGAGAAUCGUCUACGGGAACGAGAGGCACGCCGGCUACAACACGAAGAGCUUGCGCAACUCUCGGAAGACAGCAAGAACCUGAGUGUUAGCGGUACCGGACGACUAUCUGAGCGUCGGCUUCAAGUCGAAAUCGACAAGAAAAAACAAGCCUUGGAGGAGCUCGAAGAGGAAGAGGAAGACUGGUUCUUCGACUGUGUCUGCGGCGUCCACGGUCAGGUGGAUGACGGCACGCACAGCAUCGCAUGCGAGAAGUGCAACGUGUGGAUGCAUAGCAAAUGUGUUGACAUCAGCGAAAAGGAAGCAGAUCGUGAUGACUUUCACUUUGUUUGCAGCGGCUGCAAACGGAAGCAGGCAAACCCCAAGCCUACGAUCAUCAAGCUGAAGGUCAAGAAUCCCGGUGAUGCUCCUUCCUCGCCGCCUACAGUGCAGUCAGUUGACGGAACCCCUCGGCAACCUCGAUCAGCUUCGCGCCAGUCUGGCUUCGUUGUCGAGAUCCCCUCAAAAGCUCCAGACCGCUCCGGUUCACCAGAGAAAACUAACGGUGCGGUUCCUCAAGCCCAGCCCCAAGGGUUUGACGGGUCACAGUUGCGCCCUACUUCCCUCUCCCUAGCAUCUAAUAAAUCGGCCAUUCCGAAGAAGCAGUCCAAACAGACACCCGUGCUUCCGCCUCCAUCGCCAUAUAUGAACGGUGAAGGCUCAAAUCCCUUCUCAUCACCACAUCCGACGCUGUCACCUCCUCAACAAUCACCAAACAAGUCCAGAGCUUACUCUACGAUAAACCAUUCAUCGCCAAGCUCCGGACCUAGUAGCAAUGGUGAGCACAGGAGCUUGCCACCAAAAGGGAUUUUUCACAUCUCCCCCAAAGUCACUGGAGCGGUACAAGUGCAACACCAGACACCUGUAAGUGCAUUGCCACCUCACGCGGACGUCACAGUGCCUCCCGUUGCUGCAAGAUCAGAUUCUCCGCUCAAGCAACCCCUUGAAGCUGCCAACAACACAUUGCCCGUGCUUUCUCCACCAUCCGUGUCGUUCUCGACAUCGGGUCAACCAGCCAGCAGCUGCACAACACCAGGGUUUUCUACACCACAAUUUGAACAUAGCAAGCCGGGACCGAAUGCCAACGUCGCAACACCGGCACUACCGCCAACUCAGAAUGGUCUCUCACCUCUGAAACGCUCACCGCCAGCUCAGCGGCACAGCAAUAAUGUGCAUACUCCUGCGCCUGCCAUUCUUCCCCCUGUUGCCGCGUUGUCUCCAACCCCGUCGCAGCAGAUCAUGACUCCGCCGGUCAAGUUAGCUGAGCCUAUACGGCCUUCAUCACAGCAAUCUAGCAGCGGCACCGGAAGUUCUUGA